This is a messenger RNA of Ostreobium quekettii, 1209 nucleotides long. The record is from the annotation of a GenBank genome assembly. Lineage: Eukaryota; Viridiplantae; Chlorophyta; Ulvophyceae; Bryopsidales; Ostreobiaceae.
AUGAGCCUGUACGGGGACCUGCCACAGGCCAGGCAGUCGUCGUCGGCCGACCCGACCCCCUGGUCGGCCAACCGACUGCGGGGCGGAGGAUUCCGAACCACUCUCGCCCCACCCCCCUCGGUGCUCCGAAAGCAGAAACCCCCCGCGCCGCCACCCGCGCCCAGGCCGCAGAGCCGCGCGGGUGCGCCAGCGCCCGGGGGCCCUGAUGAGGAGCCCGGUGAUGCGCCGUCGAGUCUCUUUGGCCUUUUCGGCCAGGUCGUCGACGAGUACGACCCCGCGAGGCCGAACGAGUACGAGGCCGUGGUGCAGGAGAAGGAGCGCAGGAAGCGGGAAACGGAGAUGGAGGCGGACAGGCAGGAGCGGCUGCGGGUCGAGAAGGAGAUGCAGGAGCGAGAGCUGCAAAGAGAGAGGGACAGAGAUAGACACCGGGAAAGAGAUUCGGAUAGGGACAGGACCAGAGGCUGGGAACGAGGAAGAGUAAUGCAUGGAGAUAGACAUCGUGACAGGCAUCAUGAAGUGGGCGCUUCCAGUGAUGAAGAUGACCGAGGAGAGCACAGGGGGCGGCAUGGCAGGGGUCACAGCACAAGCCGUGGGUCCUCACGUUCGCCCUCACCCAGCGGGCACGAUGAUCCCAAUGCCCAAGGUUCCAACAGGGACAAGGGCAUGUCACUUGCCCAGAGAAUGCUGGAAAAGAUGGGUUGGAAGGAGGGGGAGGGCUUAGGGAAGAUGAGACAGGGAAUGGCCACGCCACUCAUUGCUCAAAAGACUGACAAGCGAAGUGGGGUGAUUGUGAAUGCUGAGCAGAAGAAAAGUGCAGAUAUGCCACCCCCAGAGAAAAAGCCUCGGCUGGGGGCUGCAUUUGAAGGUCAACCCACCAAGGUUGUGCUGCUGAGGAAUAUGAUUGGCCCUGGAGAAGUGGACAACGAGUUGGAGGACGAGGUUGCUCAUGAGCUUCAGAGGUUUGGUGUCGUAGAGAAAGUGCUCAUCUUUGAGGUGACUGAGCCCGGGUUUCCACCCCAUGAGGCCGUCAGGAUCUUUGUGCAGUUUGAGCGGCCAGAAGAAUCCACGAAGGCCGUCGUGGCCCUCCAGGGAAGGUACUUUGGAGGCCGCGUGGUGCGUGCCGGUUUCUUUGAUGAACGGAGAUUCGACAACUGCGACCUCGCCCCUGAGCCUGGCGAAAUUGAUCUUCAGGGAGGCACAGGGACAUAA